Messenger RNA from Peromyscus leucopus (white-footed mouse), 1640 nucleotides. It is a transcript of the gene Mrfap1, whose product is annotated as Morf4 family associated protein 1. NCBI's taxonomy places the organism in Eukaryota, Metazoa, Chordata, Mammalia, Rodentia, Cricetidae. The transcript is spliced from 2 exons. The record is from RefSeq and is a predicted model, not a curated record. The coding region runs from base 183 to 560 and encodes 125 amino acids.
GGUCGCAAGGCGCCGAGCUCUGGUUGACGGUUGGGACUCCAUUUUGUUCGCCGCUCGUCUGCUCGGCGGUCGCCAGUCUCCGUGGCGUCUCCUCGGCGGAAAGUUGUGCAGCGGGCGGAAGUUUUGAGGACUCGGCCGGAGCUCGGUGCCUGAGUGUCCCGCAGACGCGCAGAGCGGCGGAGAUGCGGCCCCUGGACGCGGUGGAGCUGGCGGAGCCCGAGGAGGUGGAGGUGCUGGAGCCCGAGGAGGACUUCGAGCAGUUUCUGCUGCCCGUCAUCCACGAGAUGCGCGAGGACAUCGCGUCGCUGACGCGGGAGCGCGGGCGCGCGCCCGCGCGCAACCGGGGCAAGCUGUGGGAGAUGGACAAUAUGCUGAUCCAGAUCAAGACGCAGGUGGAGGCCUCCGAGGAGAGCGCGCUCAACCACCUGCAGGGCGCGGGCGGCGCCGAGCCCCGCGGCCCCCGGGCGGAGAAGGCCGAGGAGAAGGCGCAGGAGAUGGCGAAGAUGGCCGAGAUGCUGGUGCAGCUGGUGCGGCGGAUAGAGAAGAGCGAGUCGUCGUGAGCGGGGCCGCGGCGGUUUCCAGCCAAUGGAUUCUGGUCGAGUGAUGGCGAUUGGCUGACAUGACACCCUGGAGAAGCUGAAACCAGAGAGCCUUUUGUUUUCCCUUUUUUCUUUUCUUUUUUCUUUCCCCCCACCCUCUGUCUUCACUCUGUUCUCACUGACACUACGUUUCUGCUACGGUCUGCGGUUGACGACCUCGAUAUGAGUUUUUGAUUAUUCAGUGGUUCUUUUUUUAUGUUUGUUUGGGGGAAAUAACUUUGAUUUGGAAAAUGCGCUCACAUACGGGAAUUAGGGCCUAGAUUGUAAGCCCUUGUGGCAGUCGAAUGACGUUCGUUCCUGGGCUUUGGUUGUUGUUCAUGCAUUUUGAGGUGGUUUGCUCUUUCUUGGGUGGCCUGAUAGCUCCCUGGAACUUUGGGUCCCUGUGACACUUUGAGACUCGAGUUGGAGCUCACCGGCUCUGGAAGUUCUGAAGGAGCUGCAUUGAUUCUAGAAGACCACUCCAUGCAGCAAUGGCAGAAGAAGGGACCAGACUUCAUCUGGGACUGCGGAUGGGCCUUCCAUGGCUAGGACUGAUGACCUGGGAGAAGGGUCGGAGGAUAGUAUUGUUUCUAUUGGGGGGCUUUAAUUUCUGUGUGAGACCAAAGGAGGAGAGAUGUAUUUUGUGCAAAAUUUAAAUUUUAUGUGCUCCACUAUCUAUUGUAACCUGUCUGGUGAGUUUGGACAGCCUAACUCAUUUCUAAAUGAAAUGGAACCCAGAAUGGGAGAUGAGGUCUUGUUAGUCUGUACAAGUUGGUAUUUUAUCCCCAUCUAUUUGAGGAGAUCCUGGGAAUAAAAUGAAGAUCCCUGCAAAGCCCUUUGUGGGCUGGGAAGGAGAACUUGGAACUGUCUGCAGUGGACCCUAAACUUGGAGAAGAGGCGUCUUCAAGGUUCAUAUGUAGUCAAGCUAUAAGUGUAUUGAGAAGCAGACCUGAGAAGCAUUUGAGGUCAAAACCCCUACCAUGUUUGAAAAACAAAAUCUUACAUGUUAAUAAAAGUAUUCGUUUGCUUGAAAAGAUAUAAAUCCAGAAAAUUAUUAAGAAA